AUGUUAAUUGGUUUUUAUUCUUUUCAGUUAAAAAUGCCAUCGAAACACGAAAAAAAUCGAAAAAGAGAUUUGGAUGCUGACACCUCCAUUGAAGAAGACAGGGAAGAAAGUCGAAGACAUCGUCGUUCAAGAUCGCGUUCACCCAAAAAUGAAGAGUCAAUGUCAAUUGAAGAAACAAACAAAUUGAGGGCUAAACUUGGACUAGCGCCUUUAGAUUCGGAUGAUAAAACAAGCACGGAACCGGUGGAGAAGGAGGAUGGAAGUGGGGAAAAGGUAUUUACCGAAGACGGCGUAGAAAUAGUGCACAAGCCCUCACGAAAUUGGUCAGAAGAAAAACGUCAAAAAGAGCUUAAAGAAAAAUUGGAAAACAAAAAGCGUCAAAGGGAUUUACAUUCAAAAGUGUUAAAAUCAAAAAAUUUGGCUGAGGAAGAAGACGAAGAAAUUGAAAACACAAAAAAAUGGAUUGAAAGGUCGAGAAGGAUUGAGGAGGAAAUGAAAAAAGCUAAGGAAAAGGAAAAAGAAUUGGAAGAGAUGGAUGAGUCUUUUGGAAUUGGGGCUUUGCUUAGAGAGGAACAAUUGAAAAAAUUGAAUAAGAAAAGAGGAGGAAAUGUUGAGACAGAACCCUCUUCUGGCGGAUUAAUUGUUGGUCAUUCUGUUCAAGACUUUAAAGAAGGAAGAGAAACAAUUUUAGUUUUGCAGGACAAAAGUUUACUUCUCGAUGGGAAAGACGCCGACGAAGAAAUUUUAAUAAAUCCAAAUAUGGUAGAAAAUGAAAGGACAAAAUUAAAUGUGGAAAGAAGAAAGAAAAAAGCAACGCAUUACCAAGCUUAUGAAGAAGAAGAAAUUGAUGAAUUUGGACAAAUUAAAAGGAAAGAAAUUUUGGAUAAAUAUAAUGAGGGAAUGGAUGGAGAAAAUAAAAAGAAGGAAACUUUUCGAUUAGAUGAAACUGGACAUUAUGAUUUGGAUAAAGAAGCCAAGGAAGCAGAAGCUAAACGUAAAUUAAUGAUGGUAAAUAAAAAGUUUGAAUCUUUGGGAGAGACGAAAUACACUUUGACGAAUGAAUUUUAUACGGAGGUUUUUUUUAUUAAACAAAUUUUUUGGGAUCAACCCACAAGGAAGGUAAUCUCCCAAAAGUUUAGAAUCAAUUCCAGCUUUGUGUGUAAGAGAGUUUUUGUGAAGAUUAAGACGUUUGUGGGUAUUAAGAGAAAUUUCGAUAGAUUUGGGCUGAUUAAAAUGGAUUUCUUGGAAUUGAUGAAUAUAAGCUUUUGUGCAACUUUCUUAUAGGCAAAGGAGGGGGG
Messenger RNA from Meloidogyne enterolobii, 1298 nucleotides. The record is from the annotation of a GenBank genome assembly. Lineage: Eukaryota; Metazoa; Nematoda; Chromadorea; Rhabditida; Meloidogynidae.